GUCAACUGUCAAGUCGUUUGUUGUGGCGAACGGUGGAGCAGCAGAGCAUCUUUUUUCAAUCAUCAAGACAUCGAGAUCAACUAUUUUCCUGAACAAAUUUUGUAAACGUUUAUAAAAAAUAUGGGAGAAAAGCGAAAAGCCAUGGAAGACGAGAUGUCUCGCUUCGAGGCGGAAAUCUCAAAGCCAGCUGUAGUCUCUAAUCGUAACAUAUUUGUACCAAACCAAGUUCGCCCCAUCAUUGGCUCAAAUACUUACAGUCAAGUACAACAGAAGUUAAAUCAGGCUCCAGUUACUCGGACACCAGCUCCACCACCCCUGCCGAUUCCUCCAUCGUUUCUUUCCACUUUUGUGCCAACAACUGCUGAUAGCCAAUCCAAAGCAAAUCCCACACCCGUUGUUCUAAGUAGUGCACCGAAAUUUUACCAAAGUCGACAGUCUGUAAAUAUCUCGCAAGUUGCUGCUGCUCCGCACAUCGACAUCAAUGCCAUUCAAUUCGAUGUAACACAAAAAUUAAAGAAACUCAAAGCUGAGAAAUCCGGACCAAAUCCAAUUGCCGAAGAAGCCAUCAAAGCUGCUCGCGCUUCAUCUGCUCUGCAAUCGUUUCAAACUGAGAAAAAUAAGAAGAAGGAUAGAAAAACGGUUAGAGUGGCAGGUGGACAGAUUUGGGAGGAUUCUUCACUUGCCGACUGGCCAGACAACGAUUUUAGAAUAUUUUGUGGAGAUCUGGGAAACGAUGUAAACGAUGAAAUUCUCACAAGGAUAUUUAAUAAAUUUCCAUCGUUCCAAAAAGCUCGAGUCAUUCGCGAUAAACGAACUGGAAAGAGUAAAGGCUUCGGAUUUGUAAGCUUUAGGGAACCUGCUGAUUUCAUUCGAGCAAUGAAAGAAAUGGAUGGACGCUACGUUGGAAGCAGACCAAUUAAAUUAAGGAAAAGCACAUGGCGCCAAAGAAGUUUGGAUGUUGUUAAAAAGAAGGAAAAAGAAAAACAAACCUUAUUGCAAUCAUUUCAAAAGUAAUAGUUGUACAUUCAUUUAUUAAAAAAACAAAUCUAAUAAACAAAAUUAUUAAAAAAAAAAUAAAUUCUAAAUUAGAAGUGCGUGGA
Molecule: messenger RNA, 1100 nt
Organism: Eupeodes corollae
Lineage: Eukaryota; Metazoa; Arthropoda; Insecta; Diptera; Syrphidae
Product: RNA-binding protein 42
Exons: 3
Coding region: 121-1014 (297 amino acids)
Molecular function (GO): mRNA binding
Source: RefSeq, a predicted model, not a curated record